GGGGACAUUUAGGCGUCAUGUGCUGUUAAUAGAACAUUUUGAAAAGUAAUAUUGAAUCAAAUCAGCUGUUUAUUCGACAUCACAUUGAUUGGAUGCUUUGUGUCACUUAUACAGGACAGGUAUGAAUAUUGGCGGUUUUAUUCAGCAACAUGUCGAACGGUGCAUUUCUACAGGGGUGUUUUAUGUUGACUCUUCUUUCAGAAGGUCUAACAGCUGUGAUACAGACACAGCAGACUGUGGUGGCAGCAGUGGGAGAAGAUGCUCGUCUCAGCUGUCAGCUCAUGCAACAUAAAGAAGUUCUUCAGGUCACAUGGCAGAAAGUUUUACCUGAGGGGGAGAAGAAUGUCGCCACCUACAGCAAACGAUUUGGUUCCAGAGUGACCCUUAAUUUUAGAGAGAAAGUGGAGAUAAAAGAUGCUGGACUGAAGAACUGCUCCAUAGUUAUCAGAGAGGUGAUGGAGCAGGAUGAAGGCUGCUAUCUCUGUUUGUUUAACACCUUCCCUGACGGUGCUGUCACUGCUACAACCUGCCUCCAACUCUAUGAGCUGCAUGAACCCAUUCUACAUGUUAGAGAAUCAAACUCUACUCAGGAGUCACUUGUGUCCUGCUCGGCCACAGGACGACCUGCUCCAACACUGACACUCAACGUCACGCAGCCACACCUCCACUUCUCACGCUACAACACUGUCAGUGUCCACAACAGCAAUGGUACAGUCACUGUCACCACUACAGCUGUGCUGUCAGGUUUCCGUGACAACAGCGCACAGGUUGGAUGUGCGGUGCGAGUGCUCUCUGGUCACAAAGAGGUGUUUAUGAUGAUUCCUGAGGUCAAACAGACGUCUGCUGAUGAUUUCACUUUGAGCGUUGUGUUGGCCUGUGUUGGUGUCGCUGCAGUCAUCAUCAUCAUCUUCUUCAUCAUCAUCAUCAACAUCCUGCUCAAACACAAAUGUAGAAACAGGUCAUUUUCAGCUUUAGACUCAGUAUCUGUCUUUUUACUAAGUCUGUCUCAAGGCGACUCUGAGAGGAACAAGACGCCACAAAGAACAAUCAAAGACGCUCCUGAGUCCCAAACACCAUUAGUCACACAGAAGAACAAUCAGAUCUGACAAUGGACACCAAUCAAGAAACCAACAAAUAUAUGCCGUCAUCUUCAACAGCAAGAAGACUUGUUUUUGACUAAUGUUAUCUAGAUAAACUGGCAACCUGUCCAGGGUGCACCCACCCUCAUGCAAUGUCAGCUGGGAUUAGCUCAGAUAAUAUUAAUAAUAACCACAACAAUAAUGGACCUGUCAAACAUUGACAGGUCCAUUAUUGUGAGUAUUCAGAUGUCAUUUAUUCCCAAAUGUGACUCAAUACCAGCUGCUGAAAUUGCACCACUGGAGGUCGCAGUUUAAUCAGUUCAGUAGUUUCAUCUGAAAUCAAACCUUUCCAUUUUUACAGUACCUGUAUUUAACUGUUUUUGUUUUUUCAUGGACUCAUCUGAUCUAAAUCAUGUCAGUGUGAUUUACAUCCACAAAUUAUGUUGUUAAUGUGAAAACAUGUCAUUACUUUGUUGA
Molecule: messenger RNA, 1556 nt
Organism: Seriola dumerili (greater amberjack)
Lineage: Eukaryota; Metazoa; Chordata; Actinopteri; Carangiformes; Carangidae
Product: OX-2 membrane glycoprotein-like
Exons: 7
Coding region: 150-1106 (318 amino acids)
Molecular function (GO): cell-cell adhesion mediator activity
Source: RefSeq, a predicted model, not a curated record